Messenger RNA from Diabrotica virgifera virgifera (western corn rootworm), 1447 nucleotides. RefSeq lists its product as uncharacterized. The transcript is spliced from 5 exons. Bases 90 to 1409 code for a protein of 439 amino acids. The record is from RefSeq and is a predicted model, not a curated record. NCBI's taxonomy places the organism in Eukaryota, Metazoa, Arthropoda, Insecta, Coleoptera, Chrysomelidae.
CUGACCCUACCCUACUAUCUUAAUUUCUAGCAAGCGUCAGUUGAUUUAAAUUUGUUCAAAUUAUUUUGCAUUUAAUAUAUCAAAUUAAUAUGGAAUUAUCAAAUAAUGAUUUGGAAGAAUAUGUGGAAAAACUGGAAAACGUUUUUUCUAACCAGAAGUCCAAUAAAAAGAACCGGAAUGAAUUAUCAUUGUUAAUUGAAAAUGUUUGUAAUGAGUUACAAAUUAGUAGAAACUUAGAAAAGUCAGUAGUUGAUAAUUUUCAAAAAUUACUAGAUAGUAAAGAUAAUGAUAUUAAUCAUAAGUAUGUUCAACUUGAAGAUGUAUGUUCCAAACAAAACAUUGAAAAUAACUUAUUAAAAAAGAGAGUUGAGGAACUUACUAUACAAAUUAAACUAGAUUUAGAAGCUCAAAAAAAUGAGUAUGUGACAAAAAUUCAAGACGUAGAGGAGAAAUAUAACUCAGAAAUAACUAAUUUACAAAAUCAGCUGGAAAGUGGAAGAAUAUGUUACGAAGCAAAAGAAAAAGAACUUUACAACGAUUUGCAAAUGGCGCAGACUGCGAAUGCGUUAGAAUGGCACGAAAAGGAAGCAAACCUAAAAAGUCAACUUACAGAUGCGACUUCAAAUUUGCGAUUUUGUAAUAGCAAAAUAAGGAGUAUGCAAUGUGAAAUGAAUCAAUUAAGAGCCCAAUUGUCCCUUUUGAAAUACGCUCCCAAAGAUGCAACUUCCAAAGACCAAAGAAAUGUACUUCAUUUUAAGCCCAAUCCUAUUCAACAAGUCAAGAGCAAUUUGGCUCAGAAACAAUAUCAAUUUUACGAAAGUGUUGACUCAAAUUAUGACAAAAAUCUACCAUAUGACCCUUGCUACAUGUCAACAAGUUCUACAGACGUCGAAGAUAAUAAUCAAAAUAAUGUCGAAAACUCAAUAGAUAACACCAAUCUUACUCAGAACCUACAUACUUUUGCGGGACCAAGUUCUACUACACCAACGGAUAAAAGAGAUGAUUUGCAAGUUUUAAGUUUCGAAAAUAGCCGUGACAAUGGUCAUAACUAUCAACCCUUACCUACAAGUUUUUAUAUACCAAAUUUUAAAUUAAACAAGCAUCAGCAGAGUCAUGCACCAGAGAAACAAAAUAUGAAGUUUAAAGCCCACGACAAGACAAACUUAUCAGAUUCUAAAAUUUCAAGUACUGUAACUAUCUUGAAUAAAAGUUCAGAAUCGCUAAACAUUAACAAUAAUACUGAAACGCGUUCUUCGGUAGUAAAUAUAGAGAAAACUCCAAUCAACAGAAAUAAUUUACCUGCCUUGAAACCAUGCAGCAGCAGUACUAAUGUAAAAGAAGAAAAAAAAUCUAAACGUAUGAAAAGAAAAUUGUACGAUCCGAAUAGUUCAGAUUAUUCUUUUAAUUAAAAAAAUAAUAAAAUAAUAAACGUUUUUGGUCUUUUAAA